Messenger RNA from Hyaloscypha bicolor E, 885 nucleotides. RefSeq lists its product as uncharacterized. Gene Ontology annotation, cellular component: COPI vesicle coat. The record is from RefSeq and is a predicted model, not a curated record. Lineage: Eukaryota; Fungi; Ascomycota; Leotiomycetes; Helotiales; Hyaloscyphaceae. Bases 1 to 885 code for a protein of 294 amino acids. Gene Ontology annotation, molecular function: protein binding; structural molecule activity. Gene Ontology annotation, biological process: intra-Golgi vesicle-mediated transport; endoplasmic reticulum to Golgi vesicle-mediated transport; retrograde vesicle-mediated transport, Golgi to endoplasmic reticulum. The transcript is spliced from 4 exons.
AUGGAUCCCUUUUCCGCCGAAGGAGAGUUGCUGAACUUGCACAAUUACUUCCACCAAGGCCAGUUCCAAGAAGCCAUUGAUUUCGAUACCGCUGGUCUGUCCGCCGAGAACCAACUCCCGGCCCGAGUCCUUUCCCUCCGCGCCCAAAUCGCCCUCGGACAUGCAGAAGACGUUAUUGCAGAUGUUGAAGGGGAGGUGGAUGUGGAAUUGGUAGCUGUUAGGGCACUGGCUGAGUCUGCCGGUGGGAAUGAGAGCAAGGCUGUGAAGAUUGCGGAGAAGCUGGCCAGCGAGUCUGCGGAUAACAAUACCGUUCAAAUUUUGGCUGGGACAGUCUUGCAGGCUGCAGGAAAGAGCGAAGAGGCUUUGGCGUUACUCUCUCAGCAUCAAGGAAACCUCGAAGCUGUUGCUUUGAUCGUCCAGAUCCACCUCGAACAAAAUCGCACUGAUCUGGCCAUCAAGGAAGUUGCAGCAGCUAGGAGGUGGGCUCAAGAUAGCUUACUUGUCAACCUUGCAGAGUCGUGGGUGGGCUUACGCGUGGGCGGAGAGAAAUACCAACAAGCCUUCUACGUCUUUGAAGAGCUUGCGCAAGCUCCUGCAACCUCCUCAAUUCAGAGUCUGAUAUCACAAGCCGUUGCGGAAGUCCAUCUUGGCCGACUAGACGAAGCAGAGGCAGCUCUCAAACAGGCAAUCGCAAAGGACCCUAAGAAUGCAGAGGCCAUAUCAAACAGCAUCGUCUUGAACGUUAUUCAAGGCAAAGAUACUGCGCAACUGAAGAGCGACCUGCAAAGCGCAGUACCCAACCACCAUUUCCUCACAGAUCUGCAAGAAAAGUCCUCUUUAUUCGACAAAGCCGCCACGAAGUACUCUGCCAAAGUUGCAGCAUAA